UGAAGCGAGCAAACGACAAACAAUAGCGGUUUAUUGCAUUAAUGAUAUGUAAAUUUGUUUAAAUAAAUAAUCAUUUUAAAAUUUCUGCGUUAAUGCAUUCGAUUGUGAAGGAAAUCAAAUUAAUUAGAGUAGAUGAUAAUUAUUGUUUUCCUUUACGUAUGUGCACUAAAAGUAAAUAGUACAAAUUUUGAAGGUAAACAUGUAUAUACAAUUUGCGUCUACCUAAUAAAUGUACAAUUAGUUGUGAAGAAAGUGUAAUUAUUUGUAAUUGAUGUUUUGUUCGGUAAGAAGGGAAUUGUGGUCGAAAUUAGGGUGAAGGUGGUAUUGAGUGGGUCUCGUUGUCGACAUUCAAAAUAAGCUGUUAAUUUGAUUGUGAUCCAUAUUAUGCUUACGUGAUGGAAUGUUUUCCUAUAAUAAUAUUAAUUAUAGUUCAAACAAACUAUUCCAUUUUGCUAAUAGACGAUUCAGUAAGUGCAAGAAAAUGCCGAAGGCUUACGUCUCGUUGAAGGGGUCGUAACACAAUUAGCGCGCUCAUAAUGAAUCUUGAAUUGCAUUUAAAUUGUUAAAGUAAAAUUGAAAAUUUUAAUUGUAAGUCUACUUAAGUCUUUUCUGAGCUCAAUUUAUCUCAUGAAUAUCUAUGAAAUUGAAUUUGUCCAAGUCGACGGUGUUAAUUUCGUCGAUGAUGUCGAUGUAAUGGAAAUGUCGGCAAGUCCCUACCAAACUUCUAGCCGAUCAAUCAUUUAAAACUGCUGAAGGAAUACUUACUUACUCCAAAGUGCUUACGUAGUAGUAAUUUACUUUGUUUUGACGAGAAGAGUUAUGACGGAAUUGCCGCCAAACUUGUUCAUCAUCAUCAUCGUCAGAAGAUUUUUUUUAUGGUCGCUUGUGGCUACAAAAACUUUUAAGUCUACAAGUGCGAAGAAGUUUCAUAUAAUCAAAAAAAUGACAGAGAAACUUUUAGAAGAGUCAUAAUAAACUUGACAUGGAGUAACUACUUCAAAAUACUUCCAAAUUACUUUGGAGAAAUUUACGAGUUUGCAGGAAUGAACUCACUUUCAUUAGUUUUUCUCGGGAUGGGUAUUUUUCUUUGGAAACAAAACACUUGUUAUUGGGAAAAUUCUGAUGGAAAAACUUCUCUUUGCAUUUUAUUUUAUUACUGGGAUUCAAUAACGCCUACGAUGGUAAAUCAACGUAAAUCUAAUAAUACCUAAUCGGGUUGUUAUUUGCGAAAAUGAAAGAAAUUCAGAGUAAUUCGUGUUGGUGCAGUAAUUGAAAUUAUGCCAAUAAUUUUACUACCACUUACUAAUCUCAAUCAAAGAUGAUUUGUUUACAUAGAGUUGUAUUUAUAGUCUCUUAAAUCGCAGUUUACUAAUUUUGUGAGGCGAGUUUUUGUUUACUCUCCUAAAUAGUAAUUACUUGAAAGGCAAAAAUUUUUGUAAGUAAAUAAGGUAAUGAUUCGUUAAAAACUCUUUCCUAAUUAGCCUAACGUAAAUAAGUCAUUACAUGAUUGAUAAAUGAUAAAAGUAAAAAGAUUGCAACGGGGACAGAAAAACAAAUAAUAACAGAAUAAUAAAUACGAGAGAAUAAACAAAAGCAAUAUUAGAAAGUGAGUAAAUAUUCAUGAAUAUAGGAACGAAAUGAGCAAUGCAAAAAAUCCAAACACCAAUAAUAUGUCCAAAUUUUUAAUAUAAAUUCUAAUUCAAAAGGAAGAUUUUUUUAGGAGAUUUGAGCUCCUUUGAGAAGGAUAUAGUCAUCUUCACAAAGUAGAGGGAUUUAUUAAAAAUUGAAUGACGUUUUUGAGCGUUUUCAAGUCAAUACUACAUUAGAAUCCUGUUUCCUUAUUAAAUCUCUGGAAAAUUUUCUGUUUGUAGCAAGAUUUGAUGACAAAGACGUAAAUAAUCUUCCAGACAAUUAAUAAAUUAAAAAUGCAAAAGCGACCAGCCACUUUUUUAUUUUUUUUUUCUAUAUCAACCUUUUAACUAAAACGCCAAGAUUUUCGGAGGGUAAAUAACGGAAAUUUUUUUGUUAAAAUAAUAUUGUAAUCAAAAGCCCGCAUUGAGGCUGACUAUUUUUUCUUUUUGGUAAAAAUUUGCAAUCACAACACCAGCGUAUCUGCAUUUCAAAUAAAAUCACGUGUUGGAAUAAUUUUUCAACUUCAUGAUGAAACAUUGAUGAGUGACAUUGUGUUGUUCUAACUGCAUUUAGAAUAUAAUUUUUGUCGCCUGUAAUUACAAAAAUUUAAUUAAACCCAAAAUUACAUCAAAAAGAAAAUUAAAUUAAAAAUUUUCAACUAGCCGUUGCUUGUUUACGCAUUCAGAGCGAUUGUCCUGCGUUUUAAUUAUUCAACUCGAUUUUCCCCUAAUUCCAAACAUGCAGACAAUGCUUCGAGUUCUUAAAUUGUGAUUUUCUCAGUUAAGCAGUAAACCUUGAAGCUUGGUAUUUUGAUUAAAUAAACCCAAACCAACUGGGCAAUAUGGUGAAUCAAUAACAUUCGAGGAGACUAUAAAUUAUUUGUGUUUAGUUCUGUUGAUUACUCACAUUAUUGGAUUUUCCCUGUGACUUAUUUACCGAUUAAGCAAUUUCCGACAGGCGGCAAUUGCAAAAUAAAGACAUUUUACAUCUCAAAACGGCAAUUCUUUGCAUUUCUGAAAUGUUACAACAAAACGGAAGUUUUGCGACACUUCCAACAGAAUAAAAGUAGUGCUUUAGACGUAAACAAUAAAAAAUGACAGUGUUAAACACAACCGUAGAGGCCAUAAAAUCAGCAAAUAGUGCAUCAUCCCAAUGUCAAGAAAUCGGAAUAAUGAGUCAUCUUCUAGUCCAAAUAAUCUUCUACAUCCUUUACUCCGCCAUAUUUCUUUUAGGGUUAUUCGGCAAUAUUCUCGUUUGUUACAUUGUUUAUUCAAACAAAGCCAUGCAAACAGUGACGAAUCUGUUUAUAACAAACUUGGCUCUCUCUGAUAUCUUGUGCGUCCUGUGUGUGCCCUUCACUCCUUUGUACACUUUCUUAAGAAAGUGGAUAUUUGGCAGUUUAACUUGCCAUCUAGUCGGUUACGCUCAAGCAACCAGCGUUUACAUUUCAACUUUGACUCUGACUGCGAUUGCUAUUGAUCGUUUCUUUGUCAUUCUUCAUCCUCUUCGACAACGAAUGAAACUCUAUACCUGUCUCUGGAUCCUCCUGGGCAUCUGGGUGUUCUCUAUGUUGGUCACCCUUCCGUAUGGCAUUUGUAUGCAGGUCGAGAUACAGUCUGAAGGCUGCAUCGUGUGUGAGGAGAAUUGGCCUUAUGAAAACUUCGAAAUCGCUUUUGGCUCUUUUACACUUGUAAUGCAAUUUAUCAUUCCAUUCUGCAUCAUUGGGUACUGCUAUUCCCGGAUUUCGGGCCGCCUCAAUGAGAGGGCAAAGUCCAAACCAGGCACGAAAAGUGCCAGACGCGAGGAGGCCGACAAGGAGAAGAAGAAGAGGACCAACAGGAUGCUCAUAGCGAUGGUGACGAUAUUCGGCAUCUGUUGGUUCCCUCUCAAUUUGAUCAAUGUGGUGCACGACUAUUACGUGUUCGAGCGAGGUUCAUAUUUCCAUCUGUUUUUCUUCUUGGCUCAUUGCGUGGCCAUGUCUUCUACUUGCUAUAACCCCUUUUUGUACGCGUGGCUCAACGAAAAUUUCCGAAAGGAGUUCAAGGUGAUCCUGCCUUGUAUUUUGCGAAGCGCAACGAAUCGGUACUGUAAUGGUGAUGAACGCACUUUAGACACUCUUUUACACUCUACCGUGUACACGUCACCGGCUAAACACUUAGAACCACGUGAACCGAUAGCUGAACCCAUUCCUCAAACUCAAGAAUAUAACCUGUAA
Messenger RNA from Tribolium madens (black flour beetle), 3847 nucleotides. Its product is annotated as prolactin-releasing peptide receptor-like. The coding region runs from base 2726 to 3847 and encodes 373 amino acids. Gene Ontology annotation, cellular component: plasma membrane; neuron projection. Gene Ontology annotation, biological process: G protein-coupled receptor signaling pathway. The transcript has 3 exons. Gene Ontology annotation, molecular function: neuropeptide binding; neuropeptide Y receptor activity. NCBI's taxonomy places the organism in Eukaryota, Metazoa, Arthropoda, Insecta, Coleoptera, Tenebrionidae. The record is from RefSeq and is a predicted model, not a curated record.